AUGUACAUCUCUACAUUAUUAAUUGCUAUAUCAAACGAUGUAGCCACUAAUCCCGGGCCUGGUAUAAACGUAGCUCAACAACUAUCCGGUUGUCGUGGUCUGAAGAUCAGUCAUUUAAACAUAAGAAGUCUGUACCCAAAGAUGGACGAAGUACGCCUGCUGCUAAAAGAUCAACCAAUUGACGUUUUUACUAUAUCGGAAACGUGGUUAAACCCGUCGAUUUCAGACGAAGAACUUAGUGUCCCCGGCUAUACUAUUCUCCGACAGGAUCGUUUGGAACAAAUUGGAGGCGGUACGGCUAUGUACAUUCGUGAUGGAUUACCCUACUGUCAACGUUUUGACAUUACUGAUGAUAGCCACCUUGAAUGUUGCUGGGUUGAAAUUACAAGACCGAAGACAAAGAAACUGAUUAUUUGUUCUACCUAUAGAGCACCGAAUUUCCCUAUCACAACCUUUGUCGAAUCAUUUGAUGCAUCGUUGUCAAAGAUUCCGGAAAACGCUGAAUUGGUCGUUUUGGGCGAUUUUAACGUCGAUUUUAACA
Paramuricea clavata is the source of this 541-nucleotide messenger RNA. Lineage: Eukaryota; Metazoa; Cnidaria; Anthozoa; Malacalcyonacea; Plexauridae. The record is from the annotation of a GenBank genome assembly.